CAUGAAGCUGACGGACAAUGUGCUGCGGAGCUUCAGGGUUGCUAAGGUGUUCCGAGAGAACUCAGACAAAAUUAACUGCUUCGACUUCAGCUCGAACGGGGAGACAAUUAUUUCCAGCAGCGAUGACGAUUCCUUGGUCUUGUACGACUGCCAAGAGGGAAAACCCAAGAGGACUCUCUACAGUAAGAAGUAUGGAGUGGAUCUAAUAAGGUACACGCACGCGGCAAACACCGUGGUCUACAGCUCCAACAAAAUCGAUGAUACUAUCCGAUACCUGUCCCUUCAUGACAACAAGUACAUCCGCUACUUUCCUGGGCAUAGCAAAAGAGUGACGUCUCUCUCCAUGUCUCCGGUAGACGACACAUUUAUUUCUGGGUCAUUAGAUAAAACUAUUCGACUGUGGGAUCUGCGGUCACCCAACUGCCAAGGUCUGAUGCACCUGCAGGGGAAGCCAGUUUGCUCCUUUGAUCCAGAGGGUCUCAUUUUUUCUGCUGGAAUAAAUUCAGAGAUGGUUAAACUUUAUGACCUGCGCUCAUUUGACAAGGGUCCCUUCGCAACCUUCAAGAUCCAGUACGAUCGGACGUGUGAGUGGACUGGUCUCAAGUUUAGCAACGACGGAAAACUAAUUCUCCUUUCAACGAAUGGCGGUGCUCUUCGCAUCUUAGAUGCCUUCAAGGGCGUUGUUCUACAUUCCUUUGGGGGCUAUAACAACAGUAAAGGUGUCACACUGGAGGCAUCGUUCACUCCCGACUCUCAGUUUGUUAUGAUUGGCUCUGAGGACGGUAAGAUCCACGUGUGGAAUGCAGAGAGCGGUAUGAAGGUGGCUUUAUUAGACGGGAAGCACACGGGGCCAAUCACGUGUCUGCAGUUCAACCCCAAGUUCAUGACGUUUGCGAGUGCCUGCUCCAACAUGGCAUUCUGGCUGCCGACCAUUGAUGACUGAGAAAGUGAAGGCAAGGCUUCUGUCAAAGUGACCAGCAGGGGUCAGCAUUACCAGCUAUUUGAAUAUCACAGGGACUUGUGGCAAAACAAAUUUAAAUUGUAAAUAAGUGUUUUUUUCAGAAAUAGAUUUGUUCUCUAUUGUCGUUUUUUAUAUUUCUAUUUAACAUUAAAUUGUUUCUUUGUA
Molecule: messenger RNA, 1126 nt
Organism: Scophthalmus maximus (turbot)
Lineage: Eukaryota; Metazoa; Chordata; Actinopteri; Pleuronectiformes; Scophthalmidae
Gene: wdr82
Product: WD repeat domain 82
Exons: 9
Coding region: 2-943 (313 amino acids)
Cellular component (GO): Set1C/COMPASS complex
Molecular function (GO): chromatin binding; protein binding
Source: RefSeq, a predicted model, not a curated record